UGAUUACUGCGACACAUUGACACUUUAUUUAAACAAUUAAGAGUGAAAUCAGACCCUCUGUGAUGGACAACGUAUACAUUUGUUUGACAGUAGUUGCAUUAACCUGCUUUCUUUUGUUUCCUUGCUGUUCUGCUUUGUCAUCCGUGCAACGUAAAAGACUACAAUUCCCAACAAAACUGUCUUCAACCAGGAAGUGGAAGUAGCGAUGUCAACAGACACAUAGCGCUGUCGACAUGGAACUUCCAGUCUUCUACAAAGCGUCGCUAUUUUGCGUGUAAAUGCACCCCUUUCGAGAAUGAGAGGCGUUCACCGUAACGUGUUGUUGCUUUCCUUGUUGCUGUUACUCCUAAACACGUGCGUCAAGCCGUUGGAUCUACGUGAGAGAGACGAGGACGGAGGAGACGUGAACCAUAAGGUUGCUCCACUAGAACACCAGCAAACUGUAGUAAGACAGGACAAGGAAGAUGGACACGAUUCAAUGGACCAUAAGAAGGAGGGACAGUCUGUCGGCAAGUCCAACGUCACGGACACCUCGAGCAACGAGACCCUCCUCUCUACGACACCCGCCGUCAAGCCCACAACCCCGGCACCACCGACCGUCAAGCCCAUUCUGCCCGUGCAGACGGGGGUCAAGGCCCAGGAAGAAGAGCAGUCCAGCGGGCUGACCAUCUUCUUCAGCCUGCUUGUUAUUGGUAUCUGCAUCAUAUUGGUGCACCUGCUCAUCAAGUUCAAACUGCAUUUUCUUCCGGAGAGCGUGGCGGUCGUGUCUCUUGGGAUUCUAAUGGGAGGCUUUAUCAAGAUCAUUGAGUUCCAGGAACUGGCCAACUGGAAGGAGGAGGAAAUGUUCCGACCCAACAUGUUCUUCCUUCUGCUCCUGCCGCCCAUCAUCUUUGAAUCUGGAUACUCUUUACACAAGGGGAACUUCUUCCAGAACAUCGGCUCCAUUACCCUCUUCGCUGUGAUCGGCACGACCAUCUCCGCCUUCAUAGUGGGAGGAGGUAUCUAUUUCCUGGGGCAGGCUGAUGUCAUCUAUAAGAUGUCUAUGACUGAUAGCUUCGCCUUUGGCUCUCUGAUCUCGGCGGUGGACCCCGUGGCCACCAUCGCCAUCUUCAACGCCCUCAACGUGGACCCGGUCCUCAACAUGCUGGUGUUCGGUGAGAGCAUCCUCAACGACGCCGUCUCCAUCGUCCUCACCAACACAGCGGAGGGCUUUUCCCGCGCAGACAACUCCAUGGUAACAGGCUGGCAGACGUUUCUGCAAGCGAUGGGCUAUUUCCUGAAGAUGUUUUUCGGUUCUGCCGCCCUGGGAACCCUCACUGGACUCAUCUCAGCUCUUUUUCUAAAACACUUUGAUCUGAGGAAGACUCCUUCGCUGGAGUUUGGGAUGAUGAUUAUCUUUGCGUACCUUCCCUAUGGCCUGGCAGAGGGCCUCAAACUGUCUGGAAUAAUGUCCAUCCUGUUUGCGGGCAUCGUGAUGUCUCACUACACCCAUCACAACCUGUCCCCCGUCACACAGAUCCUCAUGCAGCAGACGCUGCGCACGAUGGCCUUCAUGUGUGAGACCUGUGUGUUUGCCUUCCUUGGUCUCUCCAUCUUCAGCUUCCCUCAUAAAUUUGAAUUAUCGUUCGUCAUCUGGUGCAUAGUCCUGGUUCUUCUGGGCCGAGCGGUGAACAUCUUCCCGCUGUCAUUCCUGCUGAACUUCUUCAGAGACCACAAGAUUACGCCCAAAAUGAUGUUCGUCAUGUGGUUUAGUGGUUUGCGAGGGGCCAUCCCCUACGCCUUGAGCCUCCAUCUGGGCCUGGAGCCCAUCGAGAAGCGGCAGCUGAUCGGCACCACCACCAUCAUCAUCGUCCUCUUCACCAUCCUCCUCAUGGGGGGCGGGACCAUGCCGCUCGUUCGCCUCAUGGACAUCGAGGAAAGCCAGUCGCGGCGCAAGAGCAAGAAAGACAUCAAUCUCAGCAAGACGCAGAAGAUGGGUAACACCAUCGAGUCGGAGCACCUAUCGGAGCUGACGGAGGAGGAGUACGAGGCUCACAUCUACCACAGACAAGAUCUGAAGGGCUUCAUGUGGCUCGAUGCUAAAUACCUGAACCCCUUCUUCACCCGCCGGCUCACCCAAGAGGACUUGUUGCAUGGCCGGAUCCAGAUGAAGACCCUGACCAACAAGUGGUACGAGGAAGUUCGGCAGGGACCGUCCGGCUCUGAGAAUGACGAGGAUGAAGCAGAACUUCUGUGAACUGAAGGAAACGCUUUCAGUUCAUGAGAAGAGAACAAUGAGUGGACAUUGUGUGUCCUGGGCCAAGUGUGUGUGUGUUCAGAGUCACAUGCACUUCUUGUUUGUUCAUCUACCACCAACUCAAUGUGGACACAAAGUGAGCUGGAAUGUGUCAAAUCAAAGUGAAACUCCAGUAAAUCUAGAUUUGUAAAGUCUACCACUGAAUGAAGCGUCUGUGAACGCGAUGUUUCUCAUCUAAAUGCCGUAUGGUGACUUGCUACAGACACACAGGAGGUCUUGUUGAUCCUUGUUGUCCCAGGUGUUUCUCUUCUCGAGGUUCGGGUCUGAGAUAAAGGUGUCGUGGGAAGCUGUCUACGUAAAGCAAUACCGCAGCACCGGUUCACUUUUCCAUCCUCGUCUGUGUGGCGCCAGCUUAUCUAAAGUCUGCUGGAGGUUUUACUUCAACACAAUAAUCGCUCCCAAGUUAAUUGUCUUUUAAAGUGGGAUUUGUGAGGUUGCUGCUUCCAAUAGCUUCCUGACAUUUAAUUAUCUCCGAGGCUCCACGUUUGUAUGCAUUAGUGUCUCUGAGUGCACACGUGUAUAUAUAUAUAUUCAUACGUAUGGAAUGAAGAUUAAAUAAGAGGAGCGACCGCUGCUCCCUGCAGCGAAGAAGAACUGCAGUUAAUGAAAUGCGUCGGGUGAAAGGAACACGUUUCGUCACCUCCAGCUUCCAGAAGAAUAAUUACGCUGCAGCGGUUAUUUCUAAUCAUCUUUUCCCCUAAAUGAACUUGACUGUGUUUAUUUGGGUCUCUGGCGAGGCUCGUGCCACUGUGUUGUGUAAGUGGAACUUGAAAUGUGAUUUUUUUUUUUAUUUCCCUCUUUGGUUUCCUGUUGAAGAUAAGCAGCGAUGAAUGUGUGGGUAACUGGGGAGUGUUGAUCUAUUUAUUUAUUUAUGUGUGUGUGGGAUUAAAGGCUUUUAUACAAGCUCUGUGAGCGCUGCAGAACUAUAGAACACAAAACGUCUAAUAAAACAGAUUGCCAUCUGACA
This is a messenger RNA of Anarrhichthys ocellatus (wolf-eel), 3263 nucleotides long. RefSeq names its product solute carrier family 9 member 8 (gene slc9a8). The record is from RefSeq and is a predicted model, not a curated record. The transcript has 16 exons. The coding region runs from base 296 to 2236 and encodes 646 amino acids. Gene Ontology annotation, biological process: potassium ion transmembrane transport; sodium ion transport; proton transmembrane transport. Gene Ontology annotation, cellular component: membrane. Gene Ontology annotation, molecular function: potassium:proton antiporter activity; sodium:proton antiporter activity. Lineage: Eukaryota; Metazoa; Chordata; Actinopteri; Perciformes; Anarhichadidae.